CUUGGAGAUUCCAUUCGUAGAAGAGGGAGGAUUUUAUUGUGGUUCACAAGCAGCAUGCAUGCAAGUACUGUGGUGAAUUUGAAUUAUCUAGGAAGCUCCGGUUGUUAUGAGGCCGAACAAAAUGGUGAUUGCAAGAAUCGAAUUCCCUGUAACAGAAGGGGAAGGCAUUCCUUUUCUCCUGUUGAGAUGAAUGAUCCUCCUUCAAGUACCAAGGACAAGGAUGGUAUUUUGCAAAGUGAAAUAUUUUAUACACCACAAGCCUUCUUAGGCUUCUGUGUAGAUAAUCAUUUACAGUUUGAUACCUUACGUCGUGAAAAGCAUUCCUCUUUUGUGAUCAUUGAUACUGUUCAUGACAAUUUCUGCAAGAGCUUACAUUGUCAGCCAUUGAAGGGUCAAGCGGAAAAUAACGAG
Messenger RNA from Amborella trichopoda, 411 nucleotides. The record is from RefSeq and is a predicted model, not a curated record. Lineage: Eukaryota; Viridiplantae; Streptophyta; Magnoliopsida; Amborellales; Amborellaceae.